AUGUAUGAUCACGAUAGUUUCGGCUAUAAGUCCGAAUCACAACCUGAUUUAGAGUGCCGUCUACAUUUUGAACCCGAAGCAGUGGCACGGGGCACGAGGAAUGGUCAGCAGACCGCUUCCUCCUCUGCGAAGAAUAAUCGUCCAUGCAAAAUUUCGUGCUGCCGCCUGUUAUCAUUGUUUUUACUCAGUUGAUUGACCUUAGUUGUACUUUUUGAAUCACGGUGUCGGUUUUACUUGGUUGGAUCUAACAACACUGAGACUAGAUUCUUUGUUUUGAAGAUUGACAGAACAGAACCUAAGGAUUUAGUCAUCCAUGAUGAUCGGAUGGAAUAUACUCAGCAUGAAAUUAAAGAUUUAUUAAAUAUGAUAAAUGAAGGAAAUAAACCCAAAUUAGUGCAAAGAGGAAUGAGUGGAUUGAGUAGAACCGUCUCGGCAUUUGGCAUCGUAGGAUUUGUAAGAUUUCUUGAAGGAUAUUACAUCAUACUUAUAACCAAAAGAAGGAGAAUUGCAGUAAUUGGUGGACAUAAUAUUUACAAAAUAGAAGAUACGAGUAUGAUAUAUAUACCUAAUGACAGUGUCCGACAAGCUAACAGUGAUGAAUCAAGAUAUGUCAAAAUAUUUCAAAACCUUGAUAUUUCAAGUAAUUUCUACUUCAGUUACAGUUAUGAUCUUACUCACAGUCUACAGUAUAACUUUUGUGAACCUAAAGACAUCGGGAAUUUAAAUCUAUCUGGGAAAGAAAAAGUGGGUCUACAUAAUCCUGCCAGUUAUAAAUUUGUGUGGAACUCCCACAUGUUGAAAGGUUUUGAGAAUGUUGUACAACCAGACUGGGUUCUGUACAUUAUACAUGGAUUUAUGGGACAGUCUAAUAUAUGCAUAUAUGGUAAAUCAGUCUACUUAACAUUAAUAGCUCGACGUUCCAAUCAGUUCGCUGGAACCAGGUUCCUCAAAAGGGGAGCAAACUCUGAGGGUCAAGUUGCCAAUGAAGUAGAAACAGAACAGAUAGUAUACGAUGCUUCGGUGAUGUCUCCCACUAGGGGGCGCUAUACAUCCUACUUGCAACUCAGAGGCUCUAUUCCAGGGAUGUGGUCACAAGACAUUUCAACUAUGGUUCCUAAACCUCCAAUCAUGUUGGAUAUUGCUGAUCCCUUUGCUUACAUUGCUGGACAACAUUUCAAUGAAGUCACUAUCAGAUACGGUGCUCCUAUUAUUAUACUCAAUUUAGUCAAGAAAAAAGAAAAGCGCCGUCAUGAAUGUAUACUGAGUGAAGAAAUAGAGGCUGCGGUUGAAUAUUUAAAUCAGUUUUUACCACCACAGUUUGCUAUUCGCUAUAUAGCAUGGGACAUGGCAAGGUUCACUAAAAAUAAAAAUGUAAAUGUAAUGGCUCGUCUUGCUGAGAUGUCUCUUGAUAUUAUAAAACAGACAGGAUUCUUCCACAGUGGUCCUGGUGUGAGAUGUACUGCCCUCAAGGGUGAAAGAUGUUCAGCCACUAACUGUACUGGUGAUCAACCGGUAAUACCAAUCUGCAGACAGACUGGUGUUGUUAGAACCAAUUGCGUUGACUGUCUUGAUAGAACCAACACAGCGCAGUUUGCUGUCGGUAAAUGCGUUCUAGGAUACCAGUUAUAUGCUCUUGGUGUUAUCGACAAACCUGAUGUGGAUUUUGAUUCAGACGCUAUAAGAAUGCUAGAAGAUCUUUAUGAAGAUCACGGCGAUACCCUUGCAUUGCAAUAUGGUGGAUCACAAUUGGUGCAUAGUAUAAGUACUUACAGGAAGAUAUCCCCCUGGACCGCACAUUCCAGAGAUAUUAUGCAGACGCUAUCACGAUAUUAUAGCAAUGCAUUCUCAGAUACUGAAAAGCAGAGCUGUUUAAAUUUAUUUCUGGGAGUGUUUGAACCGUGUGAAGAUAAGCCACCGAUAUGGGAUUUGUCAACAGAUUAUUAUUUACAUCAUAACGACACUAUGUCAUUGAUGCCACGAAAGAGACCAUGCUAUACCGAAUGGUUUGAUUUGACCACGUUGAAAGCCCUCCCAUUUCCUUAUGACGAAGAAUCUAAAACCAUCAAUGGAGGGGAUGUUAUUAUUGGUUACCUUGGUGAUGAGAGGGUUGAUCCAUACAUUGAGUAUUACAAGCCACAUGAACUUACCGUGUACAGCGACCUCUUUUAUUAUAGUAUGUCACACUCAAUCAGAGAUUUUAUGCCAAAGUUUGUAGUAAAUUACAGUCCAUUUGCUGUCAGGGUGCAACCGGGAAGAAGAAAAGAAUCAAGGAAAGGCAAUCAGAAAGCAUCAGCAGAGCGUAAGAAUGCAGCUGGGUCUCCAAGCGCUACCUCCUCUGAUAGUAAUAGUAGCAGUAGUGAUGAUGGGAGUAGUUCCGAUGAAGAUGGAUUGUCAUUCAGUGCAUCGCCAAUGUCACCAUCACCAAGAGGAGGUGAUAGAUCUCUGACACUUAAUGAUUAUUUCCCAACUAUGGCACAGUCAUAUGGAGUGGAGAUCUCUAAAUAUAAAAGGCAUGACAUACAGGCAUAUCAACGAUUUGUAUCUGUUGAAAUGAACGCUAAACACAGUGUCAUCACAGAAGUCUUAUUGUCACCUGAUCUGGCACCCAUUAAGAAAUGUAUGAAACGCACUACAAGGCUCGUACCGACCAGUGUAUUCUCACUAGACAGUUCAAACUAUGUGGACCCACCCACAGUAGACAGAGCAUCAAAGAGACUCUAUGAAUCGUAUGUAUCAAAAGGAAAGCAAGUACCAGCCACUUGUGAAGGGGAUGACUAUGAUAUAUAUAGAAAGUAUGUCAUUCAGAAAUAUGACCGCAACUGAUAGGAAGUGUACUGCUUUAUGACUAUACUUCUGGAAAUUUGACAAACUUUGAAUCAGUUUUCACACAAAAAAAAUUGGCUAUUUUUGUCUUAAUCUUCUGAAGGAUCGUGAAGGCUAUUUUGUGAUGAAAAGAGGGAACUGGUGGUGAAAAUGCUAAGGGAUGUCAACUGACAAUCAUGUUUCACUGCUUUUAAUAGACUAGUAUGAAGUUCUGCUAACUGGGGGUGAAAACAUACAUGUAAUGUAAGACUUUAAUGCUAUACUCAUAGGAUUGAACUACCUCCAUAGUGGUUCUGAUUUCCUACACCGAGCACAUUGAUCAGAAUUGCCUGUGAUAAUUUAAUAUGAAU
This is a messenger RNA of Saccoglossus kowalevskii, 3173 nucleotides long. Its product is annotated as polyphosphoinositide phosphatase-like. Gene Ontology annotation, molecular function: phosphatidylinositol-3,5-bisphosphate 5-phosphatase activity. Lineage: Eukaryota; Metazoa; Hemichordata; Enteropneusta; Harrimaniidae. Gene Ontology annotation, cellular component: intracellular membrane-bounded organelle. The record is from RefSeq and is a predicted model, not a curated record. Gene Ontology annotation, biological process: phosphatidylinositol dephosphorylation.